This is a messenger RNA of Diplodia corticola, 1095 nucleotides long. Its product is annotated as alcohol dehydrogenase. The record is from RefSeq and is a predicted model, not a curated record. Lineage: Eukaryota; Fungi; Ascomycota; Dothideomycetes; Botryosphaeriales; Botryosphaeriaceae. Gene Ontology annotation, molecular function: zinc ion binding; oxidoreductase activity. The coding region runs from base 1 to 1095 and encodes 364 amino acids. The transcript has 4 exons.
AUGCCUCUCAUUCCUGAAACCCAGACCGCGGCCACUGUUCCCAAGCUUGGCGGUGGUGUCAGGUUUGUGGAUGACUAUCCGGUUCCCAAGCCAGGGCAGAACGAAGUUCUAGCCAAAGUCCUUUACACGGGCGUCUGCCAGAGUGAUCUCCACACCCGGCUUGGAACCGCAUCGGGACCAGACGGCAACCCGAUAACCAAUGUCAAGCUCCCGCACGUUGGCGGACACGAGGGCGUUGGGCGAAUCAUCGCUCUGGGUCCUGGUGUGGAUGCUGACAUCAACGUGGGCAAGCUUGUUGGCAUCCGGUUUGCAAGUCGAAUCUGCCGCCGAUGCGAGUUCUGUUUGGCUGGAACAGAACAGUACUGCGUCAAAAGCACAAACCAUCUACAUCAUGAAGAUGGCAGCUUCCAGCAGUACAUCGCUCUGGAUGCGGGCUAUCUGACCCUUCUUCCUGACGACAUUGACCCGGCGGUCAUCGGACCAGUUCUUUGCGCAGGCUUGACGUCUUACAAGGCAAGUGUGGCUGUGAAGAAUGCCAACAUCAAAGCUGGAGAUCAGGUUGUUGUGAUUGGCGCAGGGGGCGGGCUAGGUCAUUUAGCAGUUCAAUACGCUCGUGCCCAAGGAGGUUUGAUCGUCGGAAUAGACGGCGGCUCGGCAAAAGAAGAGUUUGUCAGAUCGAUCGGUGCCAACGAGUACAUCGACUUCAAAACAAGCCCGCACCUCGCUCAACGGGUUCGAGAGCUCACCGGCGGUGGAGCCAAUGCUGUCAUCGUCACUGCUGGAAGUUCUGCAGCGUUCGCCCAGGCAGCUGAUAUGUUGAAAGUGGGUGGGACUCUGUGUUGCGUGGGGAUCCCUCCCGGAAAGUGUUUUCUUGAAGUCCCCAUCAGCACCAUUGUGAUCAGAGGUCUCCACAUUACGGGGAAUCUUGUCGGCUCUUUGAAGGAAUGUUUGGAGGCUGUUGAACUUGUUAGGCGAGGGGUUGUCAAACCGAAGAUCUCCAUUCGCGAGUUCAGGGAUCUGCCUGCGGUUUAUGAUGAGCUCGAGAAGGGAGAUGUCGCAGGGCGAAUCGUCCUCAAAGUCACGGCGGACGAGUGA